Messenger RNA from Mytilus californianus (California mussel), 2474 nucleotides. RefSeq names its product DAZ-associated protein 1-like. The transcript is spliced from 13 exons. Gene Ontology annotation, molecular function: RNA binding. NCBI's taxonomy places the organism in Eukaryota, Metazoa, Mollusca, Bivalvia, Mytilida, Mytilidae. The record is from RefSeq and is a predicted model, not a curated record. The coding region runs from base 85 to 1707 and encodes 540 amino acids.
AUUUCCGGCAAGCCGGAAUUUGCCGAAGUACUGUGGGUAUCUCCCCGUGGUCACGUCAACGCCAUCUUAAAAUUAUUGAGAGAGAUGCCAAUGCACAGAGAUAAAGAUAUGAACCGAAAUAAUUCAAAUGAAGCUGGAAAAUUGUUUAUUGGAGGAUUGAGUUGGGAUACAGAUCAAGAUAGUUUAUUGAACUACUUCAGUCAGUUUGGAGAAGUAUGUGAUUGUGUUGUUAUGAAAAAUCCCCAGACUGGUAAAUCAAGAGGAUUUGGUUUCGUCACAUUUAAAGAUCCAAACUGUGUGGACACCGUCCUUUCAACUCAACAUUCCAUUGAUGGAAGACAGGUAGAUGCCAAGGCUUGCAAUCCAAAAGGAGCUCAAAAGUCUUUUCAACAGGCACCAAGAACUAACAAAAACUUAGACAACCAUCCGAAGAUAUUCAUGGGAGGUCUGCCAAAUGUGGAUGCUGAAUACCUGACUAACUACUUCAGUAAAUAUGGCAAGGUGCUUGAUGUCAAUGUUGUGGUAGAUCAAGAAACCAAAAAGUCAAAAGGAUUUGGAUUUUUGACAUUUGAGUCAGAAGAUAGCGUAGACGCCGUGUGCAGUGAGCACUAUGUGGUUAUCAGUAAUAAGAAGGUUGAAUGUAAAAGGGCAGAACCCAGGAAUGGAAAACAGCAUCAAGAGGCCAUUACGGCUAUUCAACAGAUGAUAACUGGAGUUGGUACCCAACCGACACCAGAGACAUGGCAAGAGGCUGCUACACAGUGGACCCAGCAACAGCAACAGGCCCAACAGCAAGGUGGACCACCAGGAUAUGGCCCUAAUGGUGCAGGAUAUCAACCUGGGUAUGGGGCACCUCCACAAGGACCACCACAUCAGCAACCAUAUGGACAGGCCCCUGGUUACCAAGGUUAUGGACAGCCACAAGGAGGUCCUGGCUGGGGUCAACAACCUCAGCAAGGAGGAUGGCCCCCUCAGAAUCCCCCUACAGUGGCAGCAGCACCGACCCAACCACCUGCCCCUGUUCAGAGUUCCGUUGGUUAUCAAGGAUACCAGCAACAAAGUUAUCAGCAGGGAGGUGCUAAUCCAUAUGGUUCAUGGCCAGCUACAUCACAGCCUGGCCAUGCUCCUGCAGCAGGACAACCUGGGGCACCAGGACAGCCCCCAUCAAGCCAGGCACCAUAUGGUGGAGGAUAUGGACAAGCACCAGCAGGAGCACCAUCGUCUCAGGCAUACUCAGCUCCUGGGGGACAGGCACCACACCCUACAUCUCCCCAGACUGGGGCACCUCCAAGACAUUAUGGAGAUUAUAGUUCUCCACAGCCAGGUCAGCCAGCUUCAGCUCCUGGGGCCCCAGGCUACAGUAGCUAUGGUUCAUACGGUGGACCACAGACACCAGGGGCAGAUCCUUAUGGCCAGCCCCAACCAGGGUCACAACCCCCUCAUGGUUCAGCACCAGGAUAUGGACACCCUGCUGGUGGUCCACCUUCAGAUCCAGGACAGCCUAAGCCUGCUGAUUAUAGUGGAUAUGGGUCUUCUUAUGGUGGAUACGGCGACGCAGGAAAUUAUGGAGCACCACAGUCUGCCCCAGGAUAUGGACCUCCAGCAGGUGACAACCCUCACGGAGGGUAUGGAAGCCCACCAGGUGGUGGAUACCAGAGAUCAGGCCCACCAUCAUCAGCUCCAUCAUACCAUCCAUACAGACGAUAAUCUCAAUAAAACAAUCAAUGUUGUAAAUAAUUUUUAUCAUGUCUGCAUCAGACUUUUUUAUCAUGGUUGGACAUUAAUGUCAAAUUUUCAUGAAAUCAAAAUGUCAUAGACGUUAAUCAUUACAGAUGGUUUUAAAUGGUUUUAAAAUCAUUGGUAGGAGUAUUGAAAUAUAAUUGUUGUUAAGUAAUGUUGCGCACAAUAUAGAAUGACAUAUGUGUCCUAUCACAAUAUAGAAUGACAUAUGUGUCCUAUCACAAUAUAGAAUGACAUAUGUGUCCUAUCGACAGUAAUAGACAAACGUCUAUCUUCAUGUUAUCAAAUGUAUAUGUGAAUUUCAUUGUAUAUGGUAUCUGUAUUCUUUUUUUUAAUUGACAUCUAACAUGAAACUGGCAGCUAUGUUUUAAAGAAAGAACUUGUUUUGAAAAGUAAGACCUCUUUUUACAAUAGUAACUUUUUAAGGGUAGGAAUGCAUAUUUUUCUUGCAAUAAUUAAACACAGAAAGUAAGGGAAAUUUGAUAAAUUCAACAUGGUUGUUAUUGCACAGAUAUGCCAAACAAAUACAUAUUAAGUAACCAAUAAGACAGGUGCACAGAUAUCUGUGCUUUAAUUCCAAUUUUGUUUGAAUCAUUUAAAUUUGACAAAAUAAAGUAAAAUAUCAAAACUGAGAAAAUUUUAAUAUUUAUUUGUCAUGGAUCUAAAAAUGUCAAUUGUUUAAUUACAAUGUUCAAAUCUGUAUGACUUGGGCGUAUUAAAAUUAUAAACAUUUA